Messenger RNA from Helobdella robusta, 4149 nucleotides. RefSeq lists its product as hypothetical. NCBI's taxonomy places the organism in Eukaryota, Metazoa, Annelida, Clitellata, Rhynchobdellida, Glossiphoniidae. The transcript has 29 exons. Gene Ontology annotation, biological process: double-strand break repair via nonhomologous end joining. Bases 1 to 4149 code for a protein of 1382 amino acids. Gene Ontology annotation, cellular component: nucleus. The record is from RefSeq and is a predicted model, not a curated record.
AUGAAGAAGGAAAUAAUGGAAAAACUGGAUGGCAUGUACAAGAACGAAGAACAGUACAAAACACAGCACAGAAAGUCCAUCUUCUACAAGAUUUUCUAUCCCACAUUAGAAAGCGCCACUGAGGAAGCAUUGUUGGAAGAUUACUUUAUUGCUCAUGUCCUGGACAUUAUGAGUACUUUGAACAAGAAAAUCCCAUAUCAUUUGGACGUGAAGUUGGAUUCUCACUUCCUGAACAAGAUCUGCUGCUUGGAUCUCAUAACAUUAUUUUACAGUCGACUGAGUAAGGAUUCUCUGCAUUCUCUAACUUCCAAAGUCAACAGCGAAUAUUGCAAACAUUUCUGCGUAACUGACAUAAAAGGCAAAGAACUGACCACCUCGAUAAUCAGAACUGCUAAAGACUUCAAAAGUGAUGAUUACCAUUCGAAAAUUAAUUCACAUAAAACAACACCAUCAUCUCCUUUGGAUGAUUUUGAGAUGCAAAGGCUGCUGAAUUGUUCAUCAUUCAACACAUUGUCACACGUGCUCAUGAGGACUCAAACUGAUGUUAAGUUCUACACUGCAUUUCUCUUCACUGAAAAUCUUGCCAAGGGUGAAAUAAUUUGGGAAAAUUUGAUUGACACAAAAAGGCUUUACAAGUUCUCCAUUGAAAUAACAGAUGCUGAAGCCAGAAAGAUGAAAUACAAAACGCUGAGGAAACAAAUAAGAAUUCAUACACAAGGUAAACCUGGAGUCGACGCUGAAGACGAGGAGGAAGAUAAUGACAACGUGCAGUACUUGUCAACACUGGACAGUAGUGUGUCCGCUGAUCUUACCCAGUUAAUUCCAAAAAGUAAUCAUUUUUCUGUUAACAAGAGUGUACCUCAUCAAUCAACACCGACGUUGGAUUUUGAUGAAAUGAAUUGUCACGAAUCGAUGCAGACUCUGAUGACCAUCAUUCAUCAUAUCAAUGAAAACAUUGCCCCCUUUCAGAGCAGUCCAACAUCAGCAGCAGCACCAACCUGGCUGAGCUGCAUAAUCGAAAAAAUUUCCUCACCAUCCACUCGAUGGAAUGUCGUCAUCUUCCUGGUUAAAGUCAUCGUCAACUGUCAGCAGAUAUUGAAAUACUUUGCUUCAUUCCUGAUUGGACCCCUGUUGAAAGUGGCGCAAGAUUGCAGGUUGUACGAGCAUGGAUCCAAUACAAUCUCAAAUGAUGUUGUUGUCAUGCUACUGCUCUGGUCUGAUGCUGCUAAGCCUAUGGAACGUGACAGAGACAUGCUGUCUCGGUUGUUGGAGGCUCUGGUGCGAAACUCUGAUGACAGCAACCGAUCAGUCAUGCGCAACAACGUCGAAAUCAUCAAAGUUUUCUUGGAAAGCUGGAAAGAUAUUGUUGAUGUUCCUACAAAAAUUCUUCUGGAAAAGAUUUCUGAACGAAAUAUUUCUGGGAAGCAAAAUAUAUAUGGCUUGCAGAUGGUUGGAGCUGUUUUGGCAAAGCAAAUUUUGCCAUAUGAAAUCAGCUGUGACCUUGAAACCAAACAUAAGUUUUUCAAAAGUUUGUCUGACUGUAUGCUAUGUGAAUCGAAAUCAGUGUACUGCGUGGCAGCGGAAGUUCUUGGCAUGGGGUUAAACUUGUUGUCGUUGAAAGAUGCAGAUGUUUUGAAAGAUGCGAUGGUUCUUGUUAGCAAAUCAAUGAGCAAUUUCAAGGAUGACAAGUUCAUAACAUGCCUCCACAAGAUGCAACUCAAUUACCCAGCUAUAUGUGAAAGAUACAAGUCGAAAGUUUUGUUCAUGAUUCCAAAUGUUUAUGGGAUCUAUCAAAUCUACUGCCUCGAGAUCCUCAAACAUUACUGUGACAGAAGUUUAUUCGUUGAUCUUAAACUAGCCAGCUUAAAAUUUGUACACGCACUGCUGACACACCUGACGGUUGACGACCUAACUCUCCUGAUCCCCCACCUGUUUUCAGUUGGAAACCACACAAGUGUAGAGUGCAGAGUGGCUCUCAACGAAAUAUUCAUGUGGAUAUAUGAUCAGUACUACGACAAGAAGCUUGAAGACAAGUUUGCCCUGGAAAUAGACAAUGUGAAAAAAAGUUUGAUAGGUUCACUCCAGGAUGAAGAUGAUGUAGUCCGAACACUGGCGUAUAACUACUGGAGACGGGAAAGCCACCUGCCGAAAUCUGCUGACGUCCGCCUAAAGAGGAUCAUCUCACACAUGUACCAGAGCACUUCCGAAGCAUCCUUCCUCACUUACGCCUGUGAUUUCCUGAUGGAGUUAACUUCCUGGAGUUCGGAAUUCAACAAGGAACUGUUUGACAUGCCGCUAUCAGAAUGCAUCUUCCAAUUUCUCAACGGACGUGAUAAUACCAUCUUAUUAACGAUGCAGGACGUUCAAAUCCAUUCAGACUGGAGAGAGAGGCACUCCAUGAUGACCCCUCUGUUUGUUGAGACGCAGAUGUCCAUAUCCACUCCAUCCCUUUCGUCAUCUUCCUCUUCACUGCCAGUUGGUCAAGUGAGGAUAACCCAAGCUCCAUCAGCGUUCGAUUCCAUCCAAUCACAAUCCAAUAAUCCCACUUUUGACUGGUUGACUCAGGAGAGCAUUGACGUGUCAGCGCUAACCGCAACAGCACGUUCGUCAUCAUCACUUCUCUUCAGUCGAACCAGCCAUCAAGUUAGGUUGCAAUCAAGUGCCGAACCCGAUCGAGAAGUGUUUGAUGACGUGAAGAAGUUGAGGAGAAGGUUUCAGAAAUACAGCGACCAAGAAGAGAAUCUUUAUUUCAUCAAAAAGGCAACUAAAAUGGGUAAACAAAAAGAGGAUGAAAAUCUGAUUAGAAAGCAGAGUAGAGAGAAUGACGUGAGGAUGGUGAGAAACUACAGAAUGGGUGAGUUGCCGGACAUUCAAAUCAAACACAGGCACCUCAUAGCUCCUUUGCAGGCUCUUGCUCAGAGGGACGGCCAGACGAGUCGCUUGUUGUUCACUUCGUUGUUCAAGGGCAUCGUGACGGAGCAGAUGAUGAAGUGCAGAGACGAUGACGAUCUGAUGAUGAUUCAUGAUGAUCAGGUUGAUAAAGAAGAUCAGGAUAUGACUGCAUGGUUCACUACUUUCAAUGAAUCCUUCAAUAAAUGUCUUCAAGAGUCAGCAUGUCUCGAUCCACAAUUCAUCUCAACCGCACUUGAACUUUGCUUCGAAUACGUCGAUCAUAUUUCCAUAGCUCCUCAACUGAUAACAAAGGUCGCACUCAGCGCGAAUGUCCAACCUCUCGGCAUAUUGCUACUGGAAAAGAUAAUUGUAACUCUCCGAAGAAAUUUGAAGAGUGAUCAAGUGCCAACAUGUCCGCCUCGCAAGAUAAGAAAGAAGAUGGAAGCAACAGGAGAGAUCAGUCUGAUUGAUGAGUGCUGGAUUGAACUUGCAAAGUUGUACAAGUCGAUAUCUGACUACAACCACGUGCGAUGUAUAUUCGCUUACCACUUGACUCUCCCCUGCAAACCUGCAACAUCCGCGGCAUCUUCAAACGUUUUGAAGAGCAGUGACGUCACCAAGCUGGCUACAGAGGCUGAGAUGUCGCGUGACUAUGUCACAGCAUUCACGUAUUACAAUCAGGGUGUAAACAUCUACAAUGAUGAAGACAUUUCCAUUGUUGGCGGGAAUGCAGGUGCCGUGUUGUCGUUCGUGAUGAAUUACUGGGACGAUUGCAGGCUGCAGUGCAUUGAACGCUUGGGGCAGUGGAAGAACGUUGAGCAGAUUUGUCAUAACAAAGUCAGAAUUGAGACGAUAUCUGACGACAAUCAUCAUCGGCUGGAUGAUUUUUGGAAGGAUGAUACCUUUUUCUACUUGUCCUACCUGAUGAAAUCAGAAACGAAAUUGUUGUUGGCCAGUGGUGGUGGUGAUCCACAGCUCCAGCAUUUUUUGUCGUUUAUCGACAGAAAUCUUAAAAUUCGUGAACGCAAGCAUAUACUUGAGAACACAUUCUACACGGAACUUGCCCUGUUAAGUUUGUGGGAGGACGAUCAUUUCAAGGCCAGGCAUUACGUGGAACUGGCGAGGAAUGCCUUUUGCAGGGAGUGGAGUCACACGUCAAGAGCCCAACAGAAGAAUAAGUUGAGCAGGCUGCAGAAACUUCAUGUUGUGAAGGAAUUGCAGGGUGUCAUCGAAGCUACAAGCAGCAGCGGUCGUUAA